AUGGGAGCAGUUCUCGCACGUGCACGUACUCGAAACAGCGCCCCACCGCGAUGGCGGGGACCACAGCCGGGCGGUCGGGUUGCCGGCUUCGUGGAGUUGUACUACAACCGCGUAAGAAACCCCCGCAGCACUCCGGUGGUGAUUUUUGAGAUUGUGGAUGUUGCCGAAAACAAUCUGCCGGGUGACGGAAAGGACUUGCAAGACCUGUCGUGGAAUAAGACGGUGGUCAGGCUGAGGCCCGAGCGAUGCCCGUGCGACGAAUUGCAUGAAGGUGAUUUUAAGGGUCCGCCAAUUCUAAAGGAACCGUGGCGAUGGCUUCCUCUUCUCUGCGCUGUAAUAUCAAUCUGCUGGACGUGCAGGCUGACCGUUAACGCGGAGGAGAUGGAAAAACUCCUGCUAAACCUCUGGGGGUCCGUCUUGCUGCUACUCCUGGCAGUCGGCCUGAUCUUUUGUGGCGAUUUGGCUCGGCUGCGCCAAUGGCGUCGACACCGGAAAACCUAUGAUAUUGACGUGAUUUUGAUG
Mesorhabditis spiculigera is the source of this 522-nucleotide messenger RNA. Lineage: Eukaryota; Metazoa; Nematoda; Chromadorea; Rhabditida; Rhabditidae. The record is from the annotation of a GenBank genome assembly.